Molecule: messenger RNA, 1841 nt
Organism: Tigriopus californicus
Lineage: Eukaryota; Metazoa; Arthropoda; Copepoda; Harpacticoida; Harpacticidae
Exons: 2
Coding region: 177-1559 (460 amino acids)
Molecular function (GO): protein binding
Source: RefSeq, a predicted model, not a curated record
UCUCCUUUGGGCUCAUACCAAUUCCGAUCAGACCAGAAAACACCGUCAUCGUAGAAACAGAACUCGAACCAACCGACAACGCCUGGCUCCAAACCAUCAUUGACCACACAAUCGAAUGACCACCACCUAGCUUCGAUCUUCUGCAACGUCAGUCUCCAGAACUGUCCGUGCUCAAGAUGGAUUUCGUGAGCAUUCCUCUCCUGAUCCAAGGUCGCAUCUUUGGGUUGUUGCCUCCCAAGGAUUUGUUGUCCUUAAAGCAGACCUCACGAGCCAUGAACGCGGCGGUGAGCACCUUUGUGAUCCCCACUCCAGUUGAGGGCGUGGCCCAUCCCAUGGCUUCUAUCCAACUGGAAUACAUGAAAAGAUUGGGCUGUGGUUCUUCCAAUCAUGGCCACGAGUUUGCUCUGGUCUCCAAAGCCAAUGACGACUCCCCCGUGCACCCACCCUGCAAGAUCAGUCUCGCCAUGAAGAAAGCCUUGGAGUGCAUCCUAGGAUUCGACCAGCGUUUGCGAACACCCACGGCUUUCUUCAGCAUUGACGACCUUCUUGGCCCGCCAAAUCAAGAGGACACCGUUUAUCCUUUGGUCUGGUUUUCGAGGUGUGGAAGCGUCAUGCGAAGGGCCAGUGAACCCUUCCCGGACAGUUCGCUAUUGUACCAUGACCACCACCCGCUCCCUGUGCCUGAUGAAGCCAUUCGCGUCGGCAGCGACAAACUGCUGGCCCUAAUCCACGGACAACUCCUCUAUUUGGACUUGAAGAAUGAUCGGCUGGUUUGGCACAAGCACCAAGUGAGAUGGUCCAAGAUGUUUGGCCUCAACGUACGGAGCCAGCAGACCUACAGCUUCUGCCUAAGGCACAUCGACAUGGCUUCUCGAUAUGGCAACUUCGUGAAGCUGUACCAAGAAGACCUUUUGGCAGGAACUAACCAUCGACAUGGGAGUGUCGCGCACAACUGGACGGGGGUGAGUGUGCAUAUCUACACCAAUUGGGAUGCCCCGGAAUCGGCCACGGAUCACGCUCUCCAAAGGGGCGUCCGGAUCGAGACGCCGGCCUCCAAGUUUCAGAAUGCCGUGCGCACCUUGGAAUUCGAGUUGGAAGACAUUCGGACCAUGUGGUUGGAUACAGUGGAUGAUGAUGGUGAUGAUGAUGAUGGCCAAGAGGAAGUGCUCCACAUUCUGGUGCACCGCCAUUUUGGGCGGAAAUAUCGCUGGUUUACCUUAUCCAUGACAGAACCCGCUCCCAAGUUGCGUCUCAUGCUCACGGUGACUUCAGACAUUAAGCACGUCCUUUCAGAGGCACCAAAGCCGGUGCCUACAGUGGUGUGGAAUUUCUGCCACGUGGAGAAGAAGAUGAAAUGCAUUAUUCCCAACUUUGAGCGUGAUUUCGGUCCACAAGCCCUGUUUACUGCCCGUCAAUCCAGGUUUCAAGAGCCGCCCCCGUUUGAGAAAUGGCUUUCUCAGUCCUGGGCCAAACGAGAUCCCAUUCUUCAACGUAAUGUGUACCGUUUGAUAUAUCCCUUUUUCCCCUAUCAAUCCUCCAGACCUGAAUAUAUGUCAUAAGUGAUGUGGUCAAUAAAUAGCCGACGAAAUCUUUUGUUCCUUAUUCUAUCCACGCGUCGUGAUUAGCUUGGCGAUUUUUUUUUUUUGGCUCUUUUCAAAGUGUUGGAAAUCAUCUCAUGUUGACGCCCCAGCAACCAAAGCUAUGAUGACUUUUUUUUUGCCAAAAACAUGUUAUCCAUUUGUGGAAACUCAGCAAUGCCGAAGUCUUCUGAAAAACGCUACUCUUGUUCAGGCAUGCCGGUAUUAAUGUUUUGAAGCAUAUUGAAGCGAUAUAUUGAUCAA